This is a messenger RNA of Erinaceus europaeus (western European hedgehog), 3193 nucleotides long. It is a transcript of the gene NFATC4, whose product is annotated as nuclear factor of activated T cells 4. Gene Ontology annotation, molecular function: DNA-binding transcription factor activity, RNA polymerase II-specific; transcription factor binding; RNA polymerase II cis-regulatory region sequence-specific DNA binding. Gene Ontology annotation, cellular component: transcription regulator complex. The transcript is spliced from 10 exons. The record is from RefSeq and is a predicted model, not a curated record. Bases 193 to 2901 code for a protein of 902 amino acids. Gene Ontology annotation, biological process: regulation of transcription by RNA polymerase II; calcineurin-NFAT signaling cascade; cytokine production. Lineage: Eukaryota; Metazoa; Chordata; Mammalia; Eulipotyphla; Erinaceidae.
UGAAGAAGUUUGGGGGAAAAAAAGUUUGGAAAAGUUUCUAUAAUACCGAGGGGGCGUCCAGAGGGAGGCGGCAGCGGUGGAGGAGGGGGCGUCUGAGAGAAGGGGAGGGAGGGAGGCACCGGCGAAGAUACGACAGCCUCCUGCUCUGCCCCCCUCCCUCCAGACCCGGACCCCGGGGCUCUGGCCGGAUCCAUGGGGGCAGCGAGCUGCGAGGAUGAGGAGCUGGAAUUCAAGUUGGUGUUCGGGGAGGAAAAGGAGGCCCCCCCACUGGGCGCGGGGGGGUCAGGGGAAGAACUGGACUCAGAGGACACCCCAACAUGCUGCCGUCUGGCUCUGGGGGAGCCCCCUCCCUAUGGUGCUGCCCCUAUUGGCAUCCCCCGCCCUCCACCCCCACGGCCUGGCAUGCACUCACCACCACCUCGCCCGGCCCCCUCGCCUGGCACCUGGGAGAGCCAGCCUGCCCGGUCAGUGAGGCUGGGGGUGCCAGGAGGAAGCUCUGGGGGGGCGGGGGGAACACGUGUUCUCGAAUGCCCCAGCAUCCGCAUCACCUCCAUCUCCCCCACACCUGACCCACCAGCCACUCUAGAAGACAACCCCGAUGCCUGGGGGGAUGGCUCCCCCAGGGAGUAUCCUCCACCAGAAGGUUUUGGGGGCUAUCGGGAGGCUGGGGGUCCCGGUGGGGGCUCUUUCUUCAGCCCAAGCCCUGGCAGCAGCAGCCUGUCCUCCUGGAGCUUCUUCUCUGAUGCCUCUGAUGAGGCCGCCCUGUAUGCCGCCUGCGAUGAGGUCGAGUCUGAGCUCAAUGAGGCGGCCUCCCGCUUUGGCCUGGGCUCUCCACUGCCCUCACCCCGGGCAUCCCCCAGGCCAUGGACCCCUGACGAUCCCUGGAGUCUGUAUGGCCCCAGCCCUGGAGGCCGAGGGCCAGAGGAUAGCUGGUUACUCCUCAGUGCUCCUGGGCCCAGCCCAGCCUCGCCAAGGCCUGCCUCUCCAUGUGGAAAGCGGCGCUAUUCCAGCUCGGGAACCCCAUCUUCAGCCUCCCCAGCUCUGUCCCGCAGAGGCAGCCUGGGAGAGGAAGGUUCGGAGCCACCUCCACCACCCCCAUUGCCUUUGGCCCGGGAUCCCAGUUCCCCUGGCCCCUUUGACUACGUGGGGGCCCCGCCAGCUGAGAGCAUCCCCCAGAAGACCCGGAGGACUUCCAGUGAGCAGGCAGUGGCCCUGCCUCGGGCUGAAGAGCCUGCCCCCUGCAACGGGAAGCUGCCUUCAGGACCAGAAGAGACCCCGGCUCCUGGGGGGCCUCGGAAGGAGGUGGCCAGCAUGGACUACCUGGCAGUGCCCUCCCCACUGGCUUGGUCUAAGGCCCGGAUUGGGGGUCACAGCCCCAUCUUCAGGACCUCUGCCUUACCCCCUCUGGACUGGCCCCUGCCCAGCCAGUAUGAGCAGCUGGAGCUGCGGAUUGAAGUGCAGCCCAGAGCCCACCACCGGGCCCACUAUGAGACUGAGGGUAGCAGGGGAGCUGUCAAAGCUGCUCCUGGCGGCCACCCCGUUGUCAAGCUCCUAGGCUACAGCGAGAAGCCACUGACCCUACAGAUGUUCAUUGGCACUGCAGAUGAACGGAAUCUUCGGCCUCAUGCCUUUUAUCAGGUGCACCGCAUCACGGGCAAGAUGGUGGCCACAGCCAGCUAUGAAGCUGUGGUCAGUGGUACCAAGGUGCUGGAGAUGACACUGCUUCCUGAGAACAACAUGGCUGCCAACAUUGACUGUGCUGGGAUCCUGAAGCUUCGGAAUUCAGACAUUGAGCUGCGAAAGGGUGAGACAGACAUCGGGCGGAAGAACACGCGUGUGCGGCUGGUGUUCCGGGUACACGUGCCCCAGGGCAGCGGGAAGGUCGUCUCAGUGCAGACAGCUUCAGUGCCCAUCGAAUGCUCCCAGCGCUCAGCCCAGGAGCUGCCUCAGGUGGAGGCCUACAGCCCCAGUGCCUGCUCUGUGAGGGGAGGGGAGGAACUUGUGCUGACUGGAUCCAACUUCCUGCCAGACUCCAAGGUGGUGUUCAUCGAAAGAGGCCCUGAUGGAAAGCUGCAGUGGGAGGAAGAGGCCACAGUGAACCGGCUGCAGAGCAACGAGGCCACUCUGACCCUGACAGUCCCCGAGUACAGCAACAAGCGGGUGUCCCGGCCUGUCCAGGUCUACUUCUAUGUCUCCAAUGGGAGGAGGAAGCGCAGUCCUACCCAGAGUUUCAAGUUCCUGCCGGUGAUCUUUAAGGAGGAGCCCCUGCCAGACUCAUCUCUCCGGGGCUUCCCAUCAGCACCGGGUCCCCCCUUUAGCACCGACAUGGACUUCUCACCUCCCAGGCCCCCUUACCCCUCCUACCCCCAUGAAGACCCUGCUUACGAAACUCCUUACCUGUCAGAAGGCUUCCACUAUGGCACACCCCCUCUCUACCCCCAGACAGGGCCCCCACCUUCCUAUAGACCUGGCCUGCGGAUGUUCCCUGAAACUGGGGCUUCCACAGGCUGUGCCCGACCAUCUGCACCCCCCUUUCUUCCCCGACCCUUCCCGAGUGAUCCCUAUGGAGGAAGAGGCUCCCCCUUCCCCCUGGGGCUGCCAUUCCCUCCCCCGGCCCCCUUUAGGCCUUCAUCCCCACCGCUCGAAGGCUCCUUCCCUCCCCAGAGUGGCGUUCACCCCCCACCAGCAGAGGGAUACAAUGAAGUAGGGCCAAGCUACGCUCCUGGAGAGGGGGCCUCAGAGCAGGAGAAGGCCAGGGGUGGCUACAGUGGUGGCGGAGGCGGUGGCGGCUUCCGAGAUAGUGUACCUAUCCAGGGAAUCACGCUGGAGGAAGUGAGUGAGAUCAUUGGCCGAGACCUGAGUGGCUUCCCUGCACCCUCUGGAGAAGAGCCUCCUGCUUGAAGCGUCGCUGGCAGCUCUGCCCACGUCCCCUUCAUCCUGGGGUGGUGGUUCCAGAAGCUUGGCUCAGUCUGGCUCCUUUUUCCCCAGAUUCUGCCUCUUGUCUCCUUCCCACCCUCCCUUCCUCUAGCUGAGUCAUGACCCCAGGCCUGGUGCUUCCUUGGACCACUGGAAGGGGUGGAGGCUGAGGCUGGUGGGGAGACUAAGGGAGUGGAUUGUACACAGGCCAUGGUGCUGGUGAGAGGGGGCGCUGUGGGGAGCAGGUCGACAGCAAUAAACUACUCACUAACUCGCA